Acaulospora morrowiae is the source of this 189-nucleotide messenger RNA. NCBI's taxonomy places the organism in Eukaryota, Fungi, Glomeromycota, Glomeromycetes, Diversisporales, Acaulosporaceae. The record is from the annotation of a GenBank genome assembly.
AUGAUAAUAUUGCCAAAUGCGACUCGUAAACUGGAUAUGAUUAAAGAUGCCAAAGAUCGAUUGAAGGAAUGGUCUGUCAACAAGUUGCUGGGGGCACUUAAUGAACGCGGUAUUGUGCUUCAUCUCGGCAUUGAGAAAGACGAGUUAAUUGACAUCGUCAUACGUAAAUGUAGAGACAUUGUCUACUGG